Messenger RNA from Balaenoptera acutorostrata (minke whale), 3344 nucleotides. It is a transcript of the gene DAB1, whose product is annotated as DAB adaptor protein 1. The record is from RefSeq and is a predicted model, not a curated record. NCBI's taxonomy places the organism in Eukaryota, Metazoa, Chordata, Mammalia, Artiodactyla, Balaenopteridae. The transcript has 17 exons. The coding region runs from base 281 to 2047 and encodes 588 amino acids. Gene Ontology annotation, biological process: ventral spinal cord development; lateral motor column neuron migration.
UCCCGGGGAGAAUGGACCCAGCUCGGCUCUCGCCCGGGCUUCCCCGGGCUGGAGAGCGCGCCUGAGUGCCGCCGCCCGCCGGGCAUGGGGAACUGCUUCCUGGGCGGCUGCGGCAGCGGAGGAGGAUGGUCUCGGCGAGCCUAGCGCUCGAAAGGAGUGAAUGAAAUGUGCAGCUCGGGGUGUCAUUUCUGAAGGGAGGAGUCGUUUUCUUGGAGAGGAGUCCUCAAUGAGCCUGGCCGAGGCCCGGGAUCUGUGUGAAGUGGACUAAGGAUUUAGUAGGAUGUCAACUGAGACAGAACUUCAAGUAGCUGUGAAAACCAGCGCCAAGAAAGACUCCAGAAAGAAAGGUCAGGAUCGCAGUGAAGCCACUUUGAUAAAGAGGUUUAAAGGUGAAGGGGUCCGGUACAAGGCCAAACUGAUCGGGAUUGAUGAGGUUUCUGCAGCUCGGGGAGACAAGUUAUGCCAAGACUCCAUGAUGAAACUCAAGGGCGUUGUUGCUGGCGCUCGUUCCAAAGGAGAACACAAACAGAAAAUCUUCUUAACCAUCUCCUUUGGAGGAAUCAAAAUCUUUGAUGAGAAGACAGGGGCCCUUCAGCAGCAUCAUGCUGUUCACGAAAUUUCCUACAUCGCCAAGGACAUCACAGAUCACCGGGCCUUCGGAUACGUUUGUGGGAAGGAAGGGAAUCACAGAUUUGUGGCCAUAAAAACAGCCCAGGCGGCUGAACCCGUUAUUCUGGACUUGAGAGAUCUCUUUCAACUUAUUUAUGAAUUGAAGCAAAGAGAAGAAUUGGAAAAAAAGGCACAAAAGGAUAAGCAAUGCGAACAAGCUGUGUAUCAGACAAUUCUGGAAGAGGAUGUUGAAGAUCCUGUAUACCAGUACAUUGUGUUUGAGGCUGGACACGAGCCAAUCCGUGAUCCCGAAAUGGAAGAAAACAUUUAUCAGGUUCCCACCAGCCAAAAGAAGGAAGGUGUUUAUGAUGUUCCAAAAAGUCAACCUGUAAGUAACGGCUGUGCGUUUGAAGAUUUUGAAGAACGGUUUGCAGCGGCGACCCCUAACAGAAACCUGCCGAUGGACUCUGAUGAGAUUUUUGAGGCAACAAAGGCUGUGACCCAGUUAGAACUUUUUGGGGACAUGUCCACCCCUCCUGAUAUAACCUCUCCCCCAACUCCUGCAACUCCAGGUGAUGCCUUUAUCCCGUCUUCAUCUCAGACACUUCCGGCGAGUGCAGACAUGUUUGGUUCUGUACCUUUCGGCACUGCUGCUGUACCCUCAGGUUAUGUUGCAAUGGGCGCCGUCCUCCCAUCCUUCUGGGGCCAGCAGCCCCUUGUCCAACAGCAGAUCGCCAUGGGUCCUCAGCCACCAGUCGCUCAGGUGAUGCCAGGGGCUCAGCCCAUCGCAUGGGGCCAGCCGGCUCUCUUCCCUGCCACUCAGCAGCCCUGGCCCACCGUGGCCGGGCAGUUUCCGCCAGCCGCCUUCAUGCCCACACAAACUGUUAUGCCUUUGCCAGCUGCCAUGUUCCAAGGUCCCCUCACCCCCCUUGCAACCGUCCCAGCCACGAGUGACUCCGCCAGGUCAAGUCCACAGACCGACAAGCCCAGGCAGAAAAUGGGGAAAGAAAUGUUUAAGGAUUUCCAGAUGGCCCAGCCUCCACCCGUGCCCUCCCGCAAACCUGACCAGCCCUCCCUCACCUGCACCUCAGAGGCCUUCUCCAGUUACUUCAACAAAGUCGGGGUGGCACAGGAUACAGACGACUGUGAUGACUUUGACAUCUCCCAGUUGAAUUUGACGCCUGUGACUUCUACUACACCAUCGACCAACUCACCUCCAACCCCAGCCCCUAGACAGAGCUCUCCAUCCAAAUCAUCUGCAUCCCACGCCAGUGAUCCGACCACCGAUGACAUCUUUGAAGAGGGCUUUGAAAGUCCCAGCAAAAGUGAAGAGCAAGAAGCUCCUGAUGGGUCACAGGCCUCAUCCAACAGUGAUCCCUUUGGUGAGCCCAGUGUGGAGCCCAGUGGUGAUAAUAUAAGUCCACAGGCCGGUAGCUAGAUAGCACAGGUCUGGGAGCUGGAGCCUCUUUAUGCGCAGAUCAACAAAUCUAAGAAAUAGCAUCAAUGCGGGCUUGUGGCGGGUGCUUCAAGACUGGCAUGGAAAUCAGCAUCGCGACAGGCUCUGUUGUAUUCUUUCACCUCACCUCAUCCCACGAAGAAAUUCAUGAUUGCCCAAUGGAACUCGUUUGGAAGAGGGAACUAAGAAUUUUUGGCAACCACUGGCAGAUAUCUAUGGCAGCACAAAAACAAACACACAAAAGCAUAAAAAAUCAUACCCAACGUUAAAUCACAAAUCAAGCGAAUGCUUACUUGACAAAGAGUCUAAGCUCUCUUAACACGUGGGUUUAAGAUGACCCAGUAUGUGAAACCAUAGUUCUCUUUUUAUUUCUCUACCGGUUGGCCACUGUAAAGACAUCAAAUUUGGAGUGACAGGCCUCAGAGAGUUACAUCAGGGUUGGCACUGACGUCAUUUAGGCAAAAGUAACAGGUCUCUGUCACCACAAUAUCAUCAUCCAUAUGCCUUUCCAAAUAGGAUGAUGUAUUUACAUGACUCCACAAGGCCUGAUCUGCCAUUUUUUCCCCUUUCCUUUCUUUGUCAUGUUUGAAAAUUAAUGGGUGUACAAAUUUUUGUAUUGCUUUUGACUAUUUUUAGGUAUUGGUGAAGAAAUCUAACUGGGGAAAAAAAAAAAACCUCAUAUGAAAUGAAUUAACUUGAAAUCACAAGACAGAUGAGUGGUCGAUGAUUCUUUUUGAUCAAGAAUGUUGCCAAAACAACCCUUUAGCUCUUCUGCAUCCUGGUGAAGAAAGACAGCUUUCGGUUUAACCUUCACUCUGUGAGUAGGAAAGGACAUCGAAUCCCAUUGAUGAGAAAGAUGAAAAAUGCAUCUGAUUUCCUCAGAAGCUCUAAACUCUUAAGUCCAAUAAAAUGAGAUUUUUUAUUUUUCCGAUAUCUUGCUGCUGUGACGCUAUGCAGACAGUGUCUUCUCCACGUGCCAUUUUCAAGGAAAAGUCAUUUGCCAAAUAAUUAUGGUACAAUCCUGGUAAUGUGGUUUGAGAUCUUAAAAACCGACUUUCUAAUAGAACAAUAGUGACAUGAAUAUUCAGAGUAACAAACUGAUUCCGUGGUCACAGUGGUUCAUCUCUAUCUCUUUUUCUACAUCAGAAAAUUCAAAUGGGAUUUUUAUUUUAUAACUUGAAAAAAAAAAAACCUUACCAUUAAACUCUUUAAAUAUUUAAGGGAAAUGGCUUUAAGGAGUUCUAAUGAAAAAAAAUUGCCAGUUUUUUUUUUUUGUAAA